Messenger RNA from Anneissia japonica, 1017 nucleotides. RefSeq names its product toll-like receptor 2 type-2. The record is from RefSeq and is a predicted model, not a curated record. Gene Ontology annotation, cellular component: membrane. Gene Ontology annotation, biological process: immune response; inflammatory response; toll-like receptor signaling pathway. Gene Ontology annotation, molecular function: transmembrane signaling receptor activity; protein binding. The coding region runs from base 1 to 1017 and encodes 338 amino acids. The transcript is spliced from 2 exons. Lineage: Eukaryota; Metazoa; Echinodermata; Crinoidea; Comatulida; Comatulidae.
AUGGCAGAAACAAAUGGUCUUUCGCUUUGGAUUUUGUGCCUUAUCCUACAGCUUGUGCUUUCUAGUGCAUCAACCCCAACACCAUGUCCUAAGGUGGUGGACCACAAAUAUUUCAACUGUAGCCAUCAUUCAUUGGAAGAAGUACCAAAGGGGCUACCUUCAACUUUAGAAGUUAUUGUUCUCUCUCACAACCGUAUAAGAAAGCUUGAUGACGACUCCUUUCAAGGACUACAUAACUUAGUACAAAUUGAUGUUUCCUACAACUCCAUAUCCAAGAUCUCGACUGCUGCUUUCAAUCAUUUAACCAAGCUGGAGACUCUCAUCCUGAGGAAAAACCAACUACAUGAAGCAGAAUCCGCCUACCGCAACAAACCUAUUCUAAGUUUCCACCCGCAAGAUCUUAACUGUGACCAUAAAAUUCCUUUAUAUAUUUGGAUAGUUAUCGGAACAGGUUUGAUAUUAACUAUUAUAAUUACAAUUGCAAUUGUUAAAAAGAGAUACUAUAUAAAGUAUUUGUAUUAUGUUGUCAGAGCGCAUACAAAAGGCUACCAACCACUUGACAAUGAGGAUAAUAAUUAUGUGUAUGAUGCAUUUGUGUCCCAUAGUAGUGAGGAUGAAAAAUGGGUUAAAGAUAUGCGUGAAAAGUUAGAAAAAGAAAAUGGGUUCAAACUCUGCUUUCAUAAAAGGGAUUUUGACAUCGGAAAACCGAUAGCAACAAAUAUCAUUGAAAGCAUUGAUGCUAGUCGUCAUACAAUUUGUGUAAUAACAGAAGCAUUUUUGGAUAGUGGCUGGUGCAAAUACGAACUACAGUUUGCGUUGUCACGGCUUUUCAAGGAACGUAAGGAGGUCAUUAUUUUGAUCUUUUUACAGAAAAUUCCUGAUCAGCUGUUGACCGAUCAAUUAAAGGUGCAUCGCCUUAUUAGAAGAUUCAUUAAAGAUAAUACGUACAUCGAGUGGCCACAUAAUCCAGAUGAAGAACUUGCAUUUUGGGAAAAAUUGAAGGAUUCUUUAAGAUAA